CACGCGCCAGCAGUUGCAACGAUGACCAAACGCGUCUGCCAGCGUGCCACGUCGCUGAACCUGCCGGGCGCCGUGCUGCAUGGACGAUGCUGGACGAUGGACGCGACGUCACCUCGCUCCUCAAGGCGCUACCGCCACUAACGCUGCCGCUCGAGCUCGUCGCGCUCCGCGACCUUGGCGCCGCUAUCAACCUCGCCGACCACUGGCCGGUCGUCCACGUGAUCGCGAUUCCGAUCGAGCAUGCGCGCCUCGCCAUCGACGCGCUGCCAGCAUUCGAAGGCGUCUUUGUGAAUCUUGGCGUCGCUGCCCUCGUGUGGCUGGAUGCAACCUUGCCACCAGCGAUGCCAAUCACGUUGGUUCUAAGCCCCGAGGAGCUUGGCACAAGUAGCGCCUUUGCCUAUGCCUGGGGCGACCGUAUCACCAACGUCAUUGUCAGAGGCGCCACGGUGCGUAAAGAUCCAAUGCCCGACAUGCUCGGGCGCUGCGUCAACGUUCAAUCUGUCCUAAUCGAGGCCAACUUCGUGCCCGUCGAUAAGUACGUGGAUGCUCUCUCGACCAAGCAGCUGCAUGCACUCCAACUGGAUGAUAUGGGCCAAAAUACAGUCGACGCGUCAGGCAUCGUCGCAAGGCUUGAAGAACCUCGCGCGACGACGCUCUCGCUCACGUGCAACUCGGUGCGCGACCCGGCACCGCUCGCAACUGCAAUCCAAGACUGCUCGCAUCUCACCUCGUUGCGCCUCGGCGAUGCGCUCGACGUCAAAGCGGCUUCGGUGUCCUUGCACCACGUCACGUCGCUCGCCAUUCUCGACAAUGGCUUUGACGACCGCUUACCGGUUGGUCCGCUUCGGAAGCUCGAUCGCUCCAAGGUCGUCUCGUUUUUGCUCGAACACGACGUUGGCGAUGAAGGCGACGAGAUCCCAUGA
Molecule: messenger RNA, 923 nt
Organism: Saprolegnia diclina VS20
Lineage: Eukaryota; Oomycota; Saprolegniomycetes; Saprolegniales; Saprolegniaceae
Exons: 2
Coding region: 87-923 (278 amino acids)
Source: RefSeq, a predicted model, not a curated record